Molecule: messenger RNA, 880 nt
Organism: Pectinophora gossypiella (pink bollworm)
Lineage: Eukaryota; Metazoa; Arthropoda; Insecta; Lepidoptera; Gelechiidae
Exons: 4
Coding region: 208-756 (182 amino acids)
Source: RefSeq, a predicted model, not a curated record
ACUGGCGUUUAGCCAACCAUCACAUUCGUUUUUGCAUGCGUUUCUGUUCAGUUUUACCUUGAUUGUUGUGUCGAUAGAGUGUUAUUGUGUAUCUUCGAAGACAUUGCCAUUUACCUUAUAGAAUACAGUGCAGGGUUUGGCAUAAAAUUAUUAGGUGUGUGUGAUUGAAUAAAAAUUUAAAUUCUCGAGUGAAAAAAUAGUUUCAAAAUGUCUUACCACGACAAUGGUUUCUGCUGCCUGAAAGUUGAGACUGGAGCUUUGAUAUUCUCAAUAUGUAACACGAUUUUCACGAGCCUGUGGUGUUUAUUAAGUUUCAUAGCCUUAUAUUUCUCACUAAUCGAAGUGUCCAACAACCUAGAGGAUGAAAGAAGCGAAAGAAUAUUUUUCGCAAUCUUGGUUUCUGGCGUUCUUAUCAUGAGUGUCGCAUUCUCAAUCUUGGCGAUAGUCUUCUCCAUAAUACUUGCCAAAGGAAUUUUGAAGAGGAAAGCAGGCUACGUCAAGGCAUACUUCCUGUACGGAGUGGUGGUAGCAGCACUGUCACUGUCAGCUGCCCUGGCUGCGAGCUUCCUCUCUCUGCAUCCCACCCCCGUGUUCUACCAGGAGUUUCCUCACGUCCCCAUAAUCCUAGCCGUCAUUGGUGUUACCCUACUCUAUGGUCUCGUACUGAUAAUGAUUCGCUUCACAUACAAGAAGUUCGAACGAGAACCUAAAUUGGACUGCUCAUACGUGCAAAAGUUACUGGAGGAGAAAUAUUAAUCCAUUUCAGAAAUAUAAAUGUACACCAAUAUCAAUAUUAUAUAUGAUUACACUUUUAUAUGUUUGGAAUGUUAAUAAUAUUAUAUACGAAACAAAUUAUUAUUAAACAUGUUUUUGAUAUAUA